GUUCUCAGGCAGCUUCAAUGGAAGGAGGGAGCCAAGAAGGGGGCCUGGUAUAAAUUCAGAGAUGAUAAUUACAACCUGGAUCGUGUAUAUUCUCGCUCGAAAAGGUGUAGGGCUUCCCUUCCUACCAGUAACCAGUUCGGACAUUGACGUUGUGGAAAGCGAGGCUGUAUCUGUAGUACAGCACUGGUUGAAAAAAACAGAAGAAGAGGCUUCUCGGGGCAUAAAGGAAAAGCUGUCCAUCAACUACCCUUCCCAGGGCAUAAGGGAGAAGACGUCCAUUGACUCCCCUCCCACCCAUGGCCAAGACGUCCAUGUGACCAGAGAUGUGGUGAAGCACCACCUCUCUAAGUCUGAUUUGUCAGCAAAUCAGAGCCAGGAGGUCUUGGAGGAGAGAACACGAAUCCAGUUCAUAAGAUGGAGCCACACUCGUAUCUUCCAAGUGCCAAGUGAGAUGACAGAACACAUCAUGCGAGAUCGAAUAGAGCAGGUGAGACGAAGCAUAUCACAUCUUACAGAUUGCUCAUCUCAGGACUCCAGUACGAGACCCUCCUACUGGGACUGCUAAGAGCAACAGAUGGAGCUCUGGGAACAUGGAGAACAGCGGGGUUACAGGGAGUCAUCCUCAGCCCUACCCCUUGGCCAACCACAUCUCCCUGCUGUGUCCCUUGGGCAUUUCUCUACCUCCUAGGUGGAAGUCCUUCAGGGUCCAGGAGCAACCUGGACCUUCUGUGUCAGAAGAACAUCUGUCUCCUGCUUGACCUGAAGAAGGGCCAGACCUGGGCAGAAAGACUCCAGCAGGUGAGCUCUUCAUGUGACAGUGUCAGCACUGGAGUCUUCUUGCUGAACUGCAAAUAAAGAGACGUGCUAUUUAACAACC
This is a messenger RNA of Cebus imitator (Panamanian white-faced capuchin), 877 nucleotides long. RefSeq names its product spermatogenesis associated 19 (gene SPATA19). The record is from RefSeq and is a predicted model, not a curated record. Bases 62 to 565 code for a protein of 167 amino acids. The transcript has 7 exons. NCBI's taxonomy places the organism in Eukaryota, Metazoa, Chordata, Mammalia, Primates, Cebidae.